Dendrobium catenatum is the source of this 1994-nucleotide messenger RNA. RefSeq names its product oligouridylate-binding protein 1B. Gene Ontology annotation, cellular component: cytosol. The coding region runs from base 292 to 1584 and encodes 430 amino acids. The transcript is spliced from 12 exons. The record is from RefSeq and is a predicted model, not a curated record. Lineage: Eukaryota; Viridiplantae; Streptophyta; Magnoliopsida; Asparagales; Orchidaceae. Gene Ontology annotation, molecular function: mRNA binding.
AGCCCCUGAUUCUCUAAUUUCUCACCGGACCCGUUUGAGAGAUGAUUAUAAAGAGAACAUUUCCCAAACCCCCCAUCGGAAACGGCAGCGACUAGAUUUCAUUACACAUGCAUUCGUCUCGCCGAUCCUUCACAUUUCCCGGUUACUCCGCCUCUCUUCUGAAUCAUCUCUAAAUCCUCAGAUCCGCUGUUUCUAGGGUUUUUCCUGCACAAGGGGAUUCGAAUCGAUCCAAUCGUCUUUUUCUGGGGUUUGCUCUCGUGAUCCCCUUGCCGCCUCUUCGGAGGGAGGAAGAUGAAUCAGAGGAUAAAGCAGCAGCAACAACAGCAGCAACAGCAGCAGCAAGCUCUGAUGCAGCAGGCUCUUAUGCAGCAGCAGCAGCAGCAGCUCUACCAUUCCGGCGUACUCGCAGCCAUAUCACAGAUGGAGCCUGUUCCAAGUGGCAAUCUCCCCCCUGGUUUUGAUCCAUCUACUUGCCGCAGUGUGUUUGUGGGCAAUAUCCAUCCCCAAGUCACAGAAGCUCUUCUUUCAGAAGUUUUCCAAAAUAUGGGUCCACUUGAAGGAUGCAAACUCAUUCGAAAAGAAAAGUCUUCUUAUGGUUUCGUUGAUUAUCAUGACCGGAGGUCUGCAUCCCUUGCAAUUAUGACCUUGAAUGGACGUCUUCUAUAUGGUUUGCCAAUUAAGGUGAAUUGGGCUUAUGCAAGUGGUCAACGAGAAGAUACAUCUGGGCACUUCCAUGUUUUUGUUGGUGAUCUUGGCUCAGAGGUCACUGAUUCAAUGCUUUUCAAUCAUUUUCAAGUUUAUCCCAGUUGUUCGGAUGCACGUGUCAUGUGGGAUAACAAAACUGGGCGUUCUAGAGGAUACGGCUUUGUUUCUUUUCGCAACAAGCAGGAAGCUCAGAAUGCAAUUAAUGAAAUGUCAGGUAAAUGGCUUGGUAAUCGGCAAAUAAGAUGUAACUGGGCAACCAAGAAUUCUGUUGAGGAAAAGCAGGGUAGUGAUGAUCAAAAUGCGUUGCAUUUAACAAAUGGUAUCUCUAGCAAUGAGGGAGCUCAGGAGAAUUCAAAUGAUGAUGCUCCAGAGAACAAUCCUGCCUACACUACUGUAUAUAUUGGGAACCUGGCUUAUGAGGUGACACAAGCUGAACUUCAUCGCCAAUUCCACAAUCUUGGUGCUGGUGUUAUUGAGGAAGUGCGCAUUCAGAGAGAUAAAGGAUUUGGGUUUGUGAGGUAUCAUACCCACAACGAAGCUGCUGCAGCUAUUGUGAUGGCAAAUGGAAAGAUCGUUUGUGGGAAAUCCAUAAAGUGUUCUUGGGGCAACAAGCCUACCCCACCUGGUACGACUUCAACCCCACUGCCUCCUCCAGGACCUCCUUUCCAGCUUUUAGGGGCACAUGGAUAUUCAGAUGCAGAUCUUUUGGCAUAUCAGCGUCAGUUGGCCAUAAGCCAGGCAGCUGCACUGCCCUUGGCUGCGCAGCAUAGCCUUUCUUCCGCCCAAUCAUCAACAGGCCUCAUCCCUGGCGGGUCUCAGACGGUCUAUGAUGGCUAUCCAAGCCACACAUCCUCUCAGCAGCUGAUGUACUACAGUUAGAGGCCUGCGUCUGAUUGAUGCUUAGGCUUCUUUUGAGACCGUUUUUUUAAUGCUUUCUAAAACAGCUUCUUAAUACAAAAAUUUCUAGUUUUAAAAAAAAAUUGUACUAGAAAGCCAUUUUAGAAAGCAAUAAGAACGAUGUCCCGAAUGAAGCCUUAAUGGUUCAUGCUUUUUUUUCAUUAAAUCUUUUUUUUGCCACUUCCCUGGCUUGUCGCUAUUAUAUAACUUUGUUGACAACACACUUGAACAUGGUGUUUGUGAAUUUGACUGUAUUGUUGGGGGAUGUUGAGUUUAUUUUCUAUUUUAAUGACUUGUUUCAUUUGUUUUUGCUGGUUUUAUCACCAGUUUUAGACGUUAAUUAUGUAUGAUUGGUUGGGAGCUUACGCUUCCAAUCUAGAUAUUGUGUUCAA